Messenger RNA from Suillus subaureus, 438 nucleotides. RefSeq lists its product as uncharacterized. Lineage: Eukaryota; Fungi; Basidiomycota; Agaricomycetes; Boletales; Suillaceae. The annotation marks the transcript as partial. The transcript has a single exon. The record is from RefSeq and is a predicted model, not a curated record.
GGUGCUCAAUAUAACUCCUGUGAGCAUCAGCCCCACCCGAAAUGUUUGCAAGGGACUCAGGUGGAUCUCCUCAAACAUAUCCAUGGAUUCCUGGACAACACAGAGAAUAAUAAACUCAUUUGGCUACAUGGCACAGCUGGCAUUGGAAAGUCUGCCAUUGCAUUUACAGUAGCUGAGAAGAUGAGAGGUCUAAAAAUGACCAAAGAGACGAAUGUCAAAAAGCAGCUAGCAGGAACAUUCUUUUUCUUGUGCAAGCACACCAAACAUUGUACAGCUGGAUAUUUCUUUGCGACACUUAUCUACCAGCUUGCCACCAAUUUUCCAAGUAUCCAGCAAGGUGUGAACAGAGCCAUCCACAACAACCCCACUCUACUAGACCCAGACACACCUCUCUGCAACCAGAUGGAGGCUUUCUUUCUCCAACCCCUCCGGAAACUU